UAAACUGGGGUAAACAAAAGUUGUGUUGUUUAUUGGCGAUUUAAUUUGAGUGGGUAGGAGCGUAAAACGGCCGUUACGAGGCCAUGUCGAAGCUGAGCGACACAAAGAUCCCGAUCAAGGAGUUUUUGGAGGCGUACCGUCUCCAACCGUGCCUCUACAACUCUCUGCUGGACACCUACAAGAAUCGAAUGUCCCGGGAGGAAGCCUACGAGGCGAUUAUAAGGGCUCUUAAGAUCCCGCAGCUGACUGUGCUGGACAUCAAGCUGAAGAUCAAGAGCGUGCGCACCGUUUAUUCGAAGGAGCUUCGCAUCUGGAUGCGCGAAAAGGAGCUGGGCAGGAGCUACGAGCCCAAGUUGUUCUGGUUCAAGUUGGCCGACUCCUUCCUGCGCUCCGUUUCGCUCUCCCACUGCAAAAGGUCGAAGAACAAGCAUGCUGAUGCCCCCCAAACGCCGGUUAAAACGGAGGAGUCGCUGGUGCCCUCGAGCAAACUGCUCUUCACUGCCGCAGCAGAUAUCAGUAUGAGCGAGGACGCGCUGGAGGAGGAGGAUGAGGAGCAGAAUGGCGAGGCGGAGGAGUGUCGCCCCGACCAUGCCAAGCAUGCAGGGAGCAACUGCAUCAUUUCCAUGGCCACGGAAAACCCACGUAGUGGCAAGGCCGCCGAGCUAAUCAUCGAUGAUUCUUCGCUCUGCGUGGUAGAGCAGCAGCAACAUCAGGGGCAUCCUCAACAGCUCCCGACCACGCCGGCUAAUCGGAAACUGAGGUACAACCCUGGUCUAGACUCCGCCGGCGAAGAUGAACUAAUGAUCUUCGGCCAGAGCAUUGCUUCCCAGUUACGUACCAUAACGGACUCUUAUUCCCGGUCCGUGGCUAAGUUACGCAUCCAGCAGGUGCUGUUCGAGGCGGAAACUGGACAAUUUCAAAGCACCGAAGUCAAUAGUACCCAGCUCCAGAACUCCUUUUAAUCCUUAAGCCUAGAUUUUAGUCAAAUCGUUAGUUUAAAAAGUCCUUGUGCUCAGUUUUCCCGGUAACAAAAGCCAAGAAGCUCUGGAUAAGACCAUUUUCCAGGGGUAUAUCCAACCCGUUUGUCAUUCAGUGUUUGUAGGUAAGUUUAUUCCAAUGAUUGACGAUUAGGUUUAACAUGUAAAUAUACCUUUAGGAACAAUGUAUAUACCUUGUAAGCAAUCGAAACCGAUAUGGGUAAACUGGUGACUGGAACUGUAACUCUUUCAAAAUGUUGUAAAAACGUAUACAAUUGUGGAGAAAAAUUGUUUAAAAUGAUCGGUUUAUCGAGGUUUAAGGUUUGUACUAUGCUCUGGAAACCGAUUUAAUAUCUCGUUAAAUACAAAGCUAAACCUCUGUAUAAAUAAAAUACAUUUGUAAAUAUCAGUUCUUCAAAAUAUAAGUCAUUUAAAAUAAAAUUAGAAAUAUUUAAAUUUAAA
Drosophila rhopaloa is the source of this 1439-nucleotide messenger RNA. RefSeq lists its product as uncharacterized. The transcript has 2 exons. The record is from RefSeq and is a predicted model, not a curated record. Lineage: Eukaryota; Metazoa; Arthropoda; Insecta; Diptera; Drosophilidae. The coding region runs from base 84 to 962 and encodes 292 amino acids.